AUGUUCGAGAACGAGAAUGAGCGGGAUAAGGACUCUAGAAAGGAUGUUGAAGUCGCAGAGGCGCAAUCUACUGGGGUUACUAAUUUAAGUUCCACGGAAUUGGCAGAGGAGCGGUCUCUUCUGAGUGAUAGCGAUAAGUAUGUUUCUUCUGCGUUUGAAGACGAGGAAGAGCACGACAUCAAGUACAGAACAUGCUCUUGGCAGCACACUACGGGGCUGAUGCUUUCUGAGUACAUCGUACUGGCGAUCAUGUCUUUCCCGUGGUCUUAUUCGGUCUUGGGGCUGGUUCCGGGGCUUAUUCUGACUGUCUUUGUCGCGGUCACGGUGCUGUACACUGGACUGAUCAUCCUGAAUUACUGUGAGAAGUUUCCUCACUUGAAGAACGUGUGCGACAUCGGGCAACACCUGUUCUGGGGCAAAAAGUGGGCCUGGUACGCGACUGCAGUGUGCUUUCUCGCGAACAACACGCUGAUACAGGGGCUGCACGUUCUUGUUGGCGCCAAAUACCUGAAUACUGUGACCAACCACUCGAUUUGCUCGGUUUCUUUCGGCGUAAUCGUGGCAUGUAUCUCCCUUGUCAUCUCAAUCCCCAGAACUUUUUAUUCGCUCUCGUUGAUUGGGUAUUUCUCCGCUAUCACCAUGUUCAUCGCAGUUGUGUUGGCUAUGAUUUUCGCAGGCGUACAGAGCCAUCCUGAAGGUUAUGAUGGAACUGGGGUAGUUUUCAGAGCGUUUCCGGCAGAGGGCACAACUUUUGUCCAGGGGAUGGGGGCGUUCUUGAACAUCGUUUAUACGUUUGUUGGCCAGAUUACUUACCCACAAUUUAUUUCGGAGAUGAAGAAUCCACGGGACUUCAAGAAAGUGUUGUGGAUAACCACAAUUGCCGAGGUGAUCAUUUUUGCACUAGCAGGUGCCAUCAUGUAUGUCUAUGUGGGCAAUUACUACAUCACUGCACCCGCCUUUGGGUCCCUAAUCAGGAAGUAUAAGAUCAUAUCCUUUUCUUUUGCUAUCCCUACUAUUCUGUUUGUUGGCGCGCUUUACGCUAAUGUCUCCUCCAGAUUUUUAUUUCACAACAUUUUUCAAAACUCAAAACACCGUUACACUCACACCACCACGGGAUGGUUGACCUGGAUUGGAUUACUUACUUUAACAUGGAUUGGUGCAUUCAUAAUCGCUGAAGUCAUCCCAUUUUUCUCCGAUUUGCUAUCUUUGAUGUCUUCAUUAUUCGAUUGCUGGUUUGGUUUCGUGUUUUGGGGGAUUGCUUACUUUAAAUUGAAGGAAUUAAAAUAUGGAAAACAUAAUCUGUAUGCGUCGCUCGAUCGCGCAGAGAAGGUUCAUCUCUAUAUUGCGAUUGCCUUGAUCCUAAUAGGUCUGUUUAUCCUCGGACCUGGUCUUUAUGCGGCCAUCGAUAGCAUUGUUCUGAAUUAUCAAGAUGAUGCAUACGGAACUGUGUUCAGUUGCGCUUCAAAUGGAGUGUGA
Lachancea fermentati is the source of this 1476-nucleotide messenger RNA. The record is from the annotation of a GenBank genome assembly. Lineage: Eukaryota; Fungi; Ascomycota; Saccharomycetes; Saccharomycetales; Saccharomycetaceae.